Mycotypha africana is the source of this 1225-nucleotide messenger RNA. RefSeq lists its product as uncharacterized. Lineage: Eukaryota; Fungi; Mucoromycota; Mucoromycetes; Mucorales; Mycotyphaceae. Bases 396 to 1217 code for a protein of 273 amino acids. The record is from RefSeq and is a predicted model, not a curated record. The transcript has a single exon.
CUUCGAUUCCUCCAGCACAUCCUCAACACUCUCAUAGUAAACAACAAUCCAAACAACAUCAACAGCAACAGCAGCAGCAACCGCCGGCACCACAAUCUCAUCAAACGUCGCAUCAUUAUUCAUAUUAUGGAUUAGCGCCUGUUCAGCAACAAGUGCUUGCGAGGUUUAAUUAUCCUGUGCCUUAUGGGACAACAGGGCAUCAUGGACAGCCACCGCCCUCUCCUUCUGUGCCUUACCCACAUUCAGCACAUCCACUUUGUCCGCCUACGACCGCUACGAACACAAAUAAGAAGAAGAAUAGCGAGGAUAGAAGUAACAAUAAUGGACAACAUCUUCAACAUAGAAAUAAUACGCUAAACCCACAACAAUCACCUACUUCACCUGCUGCUAACGGUAUGACUGACGACAAUAACGUGAGUAAUGCCCACACCACCCUAAGGAAGCGUAACAGAGCUUCUUUCUCAUCCUCUUCGAACGAACAUGUAGAGCCUCAUCCACUUCAGCCUCAGCAGGAUAAGUUAUCACAUAAUAAAGUAAUGGAAGCUUUGAAAGCAAAGAUUCAACGAGGAAACAGUGGACCUAAUACUGGUGGUAAUAAUAAUGGCGCCUCGUCCUCCUCCAAUGUCCCUAAUGGCACUUCUGGUACUACUACUUUUACUACUUCAUCUGUACGGUCAACCACCCAAAAUCACCAUCAAGAAUCAAACUCCAGCAAUAAUAGCAGUAACAAAAGAAGAAAACCUACUCUGCCCAAACCCAGUGUAUUAGUAAAACAACAGCCAUUGGAACCAAAAGCGAAAUCCACGACCUCAACAACGCCCUCACCCCGUUCAGCAAAACCUAUCUUGCCGCCUAUUGAUACGAGUCUAGGGAGAACGGAUUGUGCUUCCACAAAGUUCCCGAACCAUCCUUUGUCUCAGCAUCAGAGCAGCGGAAGUUCCAGUAGCAGCCAUAGUACUGCAAUCAACUCCUUUAAUGAUACAACUAGUAGCCAUACUAUCACAAGGAACGUCAAAUUGGAGGAGCAGAGUGCCAGUAUGGAUAAUGAUAAACAAGCCGAUACUCGAAAUGAUACCGCUCAUCAUAAUAUAUAUGAUACACACAACACAUUGAAACUCAACACUACCGUCUCUUCGCCUAGUGACCAUAUCUUAUUGAAUACCCGCCGUGCACGCUCUUUAUCCCCUUCCCCUUCCACAACCUCUGCACAGAAAUAAAUAGGAGU